This is a messenger RNA of Gastrolobium bilobum, 1590 nucleotides long. Its product is annotated as polygalacturonase QRT3-like. The transcript is spliced from 3 exons. The record is from RefSeq and is a predicted model, not a curated record. Gene Ontology annotation, molecular function: polygalacturonase activity. Bases 1 to 1452 code for a protein of 483 amino acids. Lineage: Eukaryota; Viridiplantae; Streptophyta; Magnoliopsida; Fabales; Fabaceae.
AUGAGAUUCUUAAUCUUAGCCUUUCUCUUAUUAUUAUUGCUGUUACAAGAAGCUACUUGCUUAAAUGAACACAUGGAGCUGUCUCACUUCAGAAACAAACUUAAGGAUAGAGUGCCCAUUGGCCUGCCCCAACCACAAUCAUCAGCAUCAGCAUCUUCAGAUACAAAAAGGGGAGUGAGAGUUUUGUACCCAGCUGAGUAUGGUGCAGACCCUACAGGGGAAGGUGAAAGCAGUGAUGCAAUUCUGAAAGCUAUAGGAGAUGCUUUUGAGAUGGAGAGUGAACUUGAAAUGCUGCCAGGAGUUAAAGACCUUGGAGGAGUUGUGAUUGAUUUGCAAGGUGGAAACUACAAAAUCAGCAAACCCAUCACAUUCCCUUCAUCUGGUGGUGCCAAUGUUGUGGUAAAAGGAGGAACCUUGAGAGCUUCUGAUACAUUUCCUAGUGAUAGGCAUCUUGUUGAGUUAUGGGCAUCAAAUUCUCAAAAGCUACAAAAAACAGCAUCCAACCAUCAUAAUGGCUUCAACAGCAAGAAACUUCAGCAAACUACUGGGAUUUACUAUGAAGACAUCACCUUUCGAGAUAUCUUAUUCGAUUCAAGCUACAGGGGUGGAGGGAUCUUCAUUGUUGAUUCUGCUAGAAUCAGGAUUACCAAUUGCUUCUUCCUCCAUUUCACCACAGAAGGAGUUCUAGUUCAACAUGGCCAUGAGACAUUCAUAUCAAGCAGUUUCCUUGGGCAACACUCAACAGUUGGUGGAGACAAAAGGGAGAGGGAGUUCUCAGGCACAGCUAUUGACCUUGCUAGCAAUGACAAUGCAAUCACAGAUGUUGCAAUUUUCUCUGCAGCCAUUGGGAUUGUUCUUAGGGGACAAGCUAACAUGAUCACAGGGGUACAUUGUUAUAACAAAGCAACAGGUUUUGGUGGCAUAGGCAUUUUGGUCAAGUUACCAGGAAAUUCACAAACUAGAAUUGACAAUUGUUACAUGGACUAUACAGGUAUUGUCAUAGAGGAUCCUGUUCAAGUUCACAUCACUAAUGGUUUUUUCUUGGGAGAUGCUAAUAUUGUUUUGAAGUCAAUUAAAGGACAAGUUUCUGGUUUGAAUAUAGUUGAUAAUAUGUUCAGUGGAAACCCCAAUAAUAAGGUUCCAAUUGUAACUCUUGAUGGACAAUUCAGUAACACUGAUCAAGUGGUGAUUGAUAGGAACAAUGUGAUUGGCAUGAGCUUGAGAUCAACGGUUGGGAAGUUAACUGUGGCUGGAGAUGGCUCAAAGUGGGUGGCUGAUUUUUCAAAUGUUUUGGUAUUCCCUAAUCGGAUUAGUCAUUUUCAAUAUUCAUUUUACUCACAAGAGGAACCCAAGUUUUUGGCACAUUCUGUGACCAACGUGUCAAAUAAUGUUGUAGUUGUGGAAAGUGAGAAACCAGUUAACGCGGUUGUUUCCUUCUAUGUUGAACAAUAGAGUUUAUGAGUUAUAUGGGUUUUUCUGCUUUGUCUAUCUCUGAUAAAUAAAAUUUUGUGAUUCAUAGUACAAAAAGGAAAAUUAGUUUUCACUACUUUUAAUGACCUUAACAUAUGAAUGACUUUUUUCUCUUUUAUU